AUGCCUCCAACUUCCAGAGGCCUGUUGUUCUCGCCCUUCGUUCGUCAUGCCUUACGAUUGCCAGUGACGCCAGUCCGUGGUGCUGCCACAGGGAAUAAGCCCAGAUACACCCUUCCGGACAGGAAGCAGCUCCAGGCUCGGAAGGAACAGCACGAGAAAAAUAGGUUGGAUGUAAUGAGAGAACCACAAGAGCCGGAGCCAAAGCAGGAACAAAACAGUGACCACAGUCAAGAGGGACAGCGUUCAGAUGGCCACCGAAAGCCCUUUUUCAAUUUCAUGUCUCCCUCAGCGCGACGUUGGGUAUGGCGUCUCUUCUACAUAGCCCCACCGGUUGCCUUUGUCAUCUUGGAGUUCCCUCUCGAGAUUAUGUGGGUUACUGGCCCGUCCAUGUCACCGCUCCUCAACGUGAACUCAUCUCCUGAGCUUCCACAGACCUCAGAUGCCAUCUUGGUGCAAAAGGUCAUGUUCGAAAACCGCCCUAUGUUUGGCCUUCGGCUUCCCAAGUUCGAACUGCAAAGAGGUCAGAUCAUCGUGUUUUAUGCACCUCACAAUCCCGAGAAGCUGGCGGUCAAGCGGGUAGUCGGCGUCCCAGGUGACAGAGUCAAGCCUCUUCCAGGAUAUCCGGGAGGCGACGAACCCGUGGUGGUCCCUUAUAACCACAUCUGGGUCGAAGGUGACGCCAACAGCCGGGACAAGAGUGUGGAUUCCAACUGGUACGGGCCCAUCAGUCAGAAUUUGGUGAUAGGGUUCGUUACAAUGGUCCUAAGUCCGUGGUAUUCGCCCACCGUCGUCAAUUGGAGAGAACACGACUACCCGGCCAAGAAGAGCGGGCGGGUGGAAAACGACGUGGUUCACGCCGCGAAGCUGGAUCCGGACAAGAUUAGCAUGAUCGAGGCAUUCAGCAACGGGGUUGCAGCCAGAGAACUAGCCGCGAUUCGGAAGAAUAGAAACGAGUUGCCCACUCUGAUGCGAGACUCACAGAAGUUUUUCAAGCUGCGCACAAUAUACGCUCAUGCAAAGUUCGAGCUGGAGCAAGAUAAUCCCGACUCUAAGGAGGUGGCGCAAGGGUUGGUCAGUGAGCUAGAGACUGCCUUUGAAGCUGUCGGGCUGUCCAAGGAGGGGAAGCCGCUUCCCCCAGCGUUGAGGGGAGGAAGCGACGCUUUCGCCGGCGGAGAUGAUGGGUCACAGACUGAGCAAUCCUCGAAGCAGAGGAAACUCCAAGAUUAUCUGGAGAGACGGAAGAAAGAGCCGGCCGACGUUCGGAACGACAGUCUAGAACUGCAGGAUUCGAGCCUGGCUUGA
Messenger RNA from Capronia epimyces CBS 606.96, 1302 nucleotides. RefSeq lists its product as uncharacterized. Gene Ontology annotation, cellular component: mitochondrial inner membrane peptidase complex; membrane. The transcript has a single exon. Gene Ontology annotation, molecular function: serine-type endopeptidase activity. Lineage: Eukaryota; Fungi; Ascomycota; Eurotiomycetes; Chaetothyriales; Herpotrichiellaceae. The record is from RefSeq and is a predicted model, not a curated record. Gene Ontology annotation, biological process: mitochondrial respiratory chain complex assembly. Bases 1 to 1302 code for a protein of 433 amino acids.